AUGUCGAUCAAAACAGAACAAUUCAUCGAUGCUCCAUUGGAAAGCUUGCUUGAGAAAGAAGAUGUCAGAUUAGCAAAAUUCAAUUCAGAUGUGGCUUGGGAAAUUGGUGUUCUUGCAAAACAAUUGGCAAUUGAAUAUGGCUUUUCCAAGGCCAUUUUGAUUGACGUUACCACAGCAGAUGGUACAACAUUCUUUCAUAGCCCAUCGAAGCCAACCAUUGUGCGUGAUAAUGAUAUAUGGGUGCAAAGAAAACAAAAGACUACUUUUCGCUUUGGUGUCUCGAGCUACUACAUGGGUGCCAAAUUGAAAUCCAAGGGCUCGAUAAAAAUGGAAGAUGCGUUCUACAUCAACAGCGCUGAAUACGCAGUCCAUGGGGGCUCCGUACCUAUCAGAUUGCAAAACUUCGACGGUGUCGUUGCUGCCCUUACUAUCAGUGGCCUCAAACAGGAGGAGGAUCACGCGUUUGCAAUUGAGGUUCUCCUGAAGAUCGCUAAGAACUUGUGA
Messenger RNA from Candidozyma duobushaemuli, 504 nucleotides. RefSeq lists its product as uncharacterized. NCBI's taxonomy places the organism in Eukaryota, Fungi, Ascomycota, Pichiomycetes, Serinales, Metschnikowiaceae. The transcript has a single exon. Gene Ontology annotation, biological process: post-translational protein targeting to endoplasmic reticulum membrane. Bases 1 to 504 code for a protein of 167 amino acids. Gene Ontology annotation, cellular component: TRC complex. The record is from RefSeq and is a predicted model, not a curated record.